AUGGAUUCAGUAUGUUGCCAGCAACUGUCAAUGUCCUCACAGCCUAGAGAAUUCACCAUGAAAGAUGAAAUGCUUCACCCCUACGGAGACUGCUGUAGAUGGAUUCAGUACAUUGCCAGCAAACAAGCUAAAUAUGAGGCAAAAAUGUUUGCUCUGUGUGCUGCAAAAACAUUUCAUUGCAGUAAUCUGGAGGUUUAUUGCAGCAUGCAACCAAAAGACAAUAUUGGGUAUCUAAUGCUCCUGAGGACGAGGAACCUUACAACUGGCAGUUGCUACGCAAGCUGCCUCCUUUCUGAAUAUUUGCUGCAGAAGACUAUCAUUUGCAUUGGUACAAUGAUGAAGAACAGACGAAGAAAUUGGAAGUGCAAUUGGAAGAAGAAACACACAAAAUCUGAAAUCGUAAUUGAGUACAACAUGACAAAAGGUGGAGUUGACAUCGUAGCUAAAGUGUGUGCCUGA
This is a messenger RNA of Schistocerca piceifrons (Central American locust), 459 nucleotides long. RefSeq lists its product as uncharacterized. NCBI's taxonomy places the organism in Eukaryota, Metazoa, Arthropoda, Insecta, Orthoptera, Acrididae. The transcript is spliced from 2 exons. Bases 1 to 459 code for a protein of 152 amino acids. The record is from RefSeq and is a predicted model, not a curated record.